Molecule: messenger RNA, 2352 nt
Organism: Rotaria sp. Silwood2
Lineage: Eukaryota; Metazoa; Rotifera; Eurotatoria; Philodinida; Philodinidae
Source: the annotation of a GenBank genome assembly
AUGCUAGUCCAUUUCGUUUUUCUUUCUUUCUCAUUGCCAUUCGUCGUGUUCGGAUCUGGUAUUACAACACACAUCGAAGUUUCACAUCGUGCUCAAGAACUUUGGUUACAUCAGCCUAUUUAUCAACAAUAUGUUCUCCAAUAUCAAGAUGCAUUGCAAGCAGGAUCUCCAUAUCCUGAUAUUAUGUACGAUAGUUUAUGUUAUGGCGGCAGUUUACAUCAAGUGGCUGAAGACACUCAUUGGUAUCCAUUUAUGAAAAUUGCCAUCGAAUAUAUGCGUAAUCGACAUCCACCACCACUACAAUCUAAUGAUGUUGAUGGACAAAAGUUACUUGUAUUUCUACUCGGUGUGGCUUCCCAUCAAAUAGCUGAUGCUGCAUGGCAUGGAAAUUUAACAGACUGUCCUAAUGGAUUUAUUGAUGCAACAGCAUGGGAGAGUUUUAAUGACAGUCGAGAAAUGGCACAUUCAAGUGAUGAUACAGGCGGAGAUUGUGUUAUUAAUUAUGAGUUACCAGUCGGUUAUAUUGGGCUCAUCAAUAACUGGUAUGUUCCAAGCAACGAGCUUGAAGAGAUCUAUGCACAGUAUGCCAUUGCCUAUAACUCAUCACUUGAAAAUAAUGCUACUGCUACAACUAUUCAGACCUGUUCUGAUGUUUUGUUCGGUGGACGAUUUGCUGAUGCUCUUCUUCUUGGCUUUGAAUACCCAACCUACUCAAGCGGUAAUAGUUUUCUACUUGAUCAAUUACAUGAAUACUACUAUGGUGGUUUACCAAAUAUGGCUCGGUUGACAGUUCGAUAUUGGGAUCAAAUUAUUGCAAUGUAUGAACAUGGAAUAGAUAUUUGUACAUUGACUGGUAUUAGUCCAUACUAUCUCAAUUGUAUCGUUCCUAACAAUUUCACCCAACAACAACAGCAAGAAUUGACAUCGUACGUUCGAUCAGCACCUUCAGGAUAUUUACCUUAUUCAGACCAAUCUUUAUCAUUAUUGUUGACAGUUGGUGACACCGAGAUUACCACAGGACUCAUUUCAAAUCAAAGUUAUGCUGCAUUUGGUCAUGCAACACUCUUUGGUGAUUUUAACGGUGAUAGACUUACCGAUCUUGUUGUGUCAGCGCCCGACUAUUAUGUACUUGGAUGUGUGCAAGGUGGUCGAGUGUUCAUUAUCUAUGGUCAAAUGAAUCGUUCUCUUGUACCUGAUCGUAAAAUUUCAAUUAUUGAAGGACUUGCCAAUCAAACACUUAUUUCACCAGAAUGUGAUGAUGAUCGAUUUGGUUCAGCAUUGGCUUGCCUUGAUUGGAACAAUGAUGGAUUUGAUGAUUUGGUCGUUAGCAGUCCAUCACAUGGAUUCGGCUUUCGUGGAGCAGUAUUUGUGUUUGCUGGUGAUACACAAGGUCUUCAACUUCAACCAUAUAUGCGUAUUGACGGAGUGAAUGAACAUGAUGAAAUUGGAUUCGAACUGCUUACGGCACAUCUCGACAAUGAUACCCAAUUUGAUUUGAUCAUUACUAGUCCAUACGCUCAACCGAAUGGUUAUAAUCAACCACAACAAGGAGCUGUUUGGAUCUUCCUGAGCUCUGACCAUCAUAUAUCGGAUAAUGAACUCACUAUUGCCAAUGCAUCGUUCACCAUUUGGGGUGAAACAGCAAAAUCGAAAUUUGGUUAUUCACUUGAAAUGAUUCCGCCGUCAUGCAUCAACAAUGUGACCUAUCCUGUUCUUAUGAUCAGCGCACCAGCUGAUCAGGGUAAACUGUUCGUAUACUCAUUUCAACCCGAGCCCCAUCUCAUUGUUACUCUCUCGGGCAAACAAGAAAAGGAUCGUUUUGGACAGAGUUUUUCAAUUUAUAAAGACAAAUGUUUGCUCGCUGUCGGAUCGCCGACCCGUCUUACCAACUGGUACGGUGGUGUUGAUGUUCUUUUACUAUCCAAUCUAUUCCAUCAAUCAAAUAUGCAUCUCGAAUUAAGUAAUAUUUCUGUGCUUGUCUCAAUUUAUGGUGAUAUGAUCUUUGGACGUCUUGGUACAACAGUUCAAUGGACACCCAACGGUAAUUUAUGCAUAUCAGCUCCGCUUGGCAAGAGAAGCUCUCUGCCAUUGCAGUUGGAAAAGUCUAUAGGCCGUGCGUAUGUCAUAUCCGCUAAUAAAAUCCCAGCACAACCCAAUUCAGUGAUGCGAUCAAUAAAACAAAUAAGUACUACGACUUACGUCGCUCAGAACCACAUGAAUCGAUUUGGUAGUCGUACUAAUAUUCUUUCUUCAACAUCCGCCUCCUACUAUGUCAUUUCAUCACCCUUUACGACCAUAUCUGACAAUGUUCGUCUGCCUGGCAUGUUAUAUUUUUUAUCGUUAUCACACUGA